AUGCAAGUAAAGAAAAACAGUCAGACGGAGCCCAACUACGGGAUCACUGAACUGGAGUAUGCGGCGGUGGUGUGGGCUAUCAAGAUGUUCAGACCAUACCUAUACGGGCGGCGCUUCACCCUCGUCACCGACAAUUCGGCGCUCAAAUGGCUCAUGACCAGUCCCAACUUGACUGGCAAGCUGCACCGGUGGGCUUUGGUGUUGCAGGAGUACGAGUUCGAGGUCCAGUACAGACCGGGGAGUCAGAACGUGGUGGCGGACGCCUUGUCCAGGGCACCCGUGACAGCUUCCGUGCAAACGGCAGUGGAACGGCGACAGAGAGUGCGGCAGCGAAGAGCGGCACUUUCGGCGGCAGCCAGGGGGCAGAUGCGUCAGGCGCAGACCAGUGAUGAACGCGUCUAUAGUGAGUCGGUUAGUGAUAACAGGAGCGCUGCGGAAGACAACGGCGGGAUCACGAACGAGGAUGUGACCACAACGGGGACGACGACCAAGAGUGUCAACCGAGACGUCCCUGCUCACGACGAGGUAGCCGUCGCGGUGAGAGAUGCGAUGGACAGCAUGCUGGACGCUGUUGCGGUGAGUACAGCACCGGGAGAUGCGAGAGGAGCGAAGUCGGAAGACGUGAAGGACGAGAGCUCAGCGAUCCCGCGGACGAAUGGAGGGUCAACAGCAACAAAGCAGAAAGCAAUAGUUCCGGGACAGAAUCGGUCCCGCACGCGAAGACGCGGAACGGGUGCGGCGACGAUGCUGCAAGAGCGCCCUCUGACGCGAGCGUUAAAACGACGGGCAGCCGAGCAGCUACGACAGGAGGCGGACGAAUCGAGAGCAAGUACGGGGGAUGCGACUGCACAACCGAAAUCGGGGUCGAUAGGGGAGUCGAGGAUGAGGGUCGGGGAUGAUGCUAAUCUCAUGGCAGUGUCCACGGAGGUGCCGAAAACAAAGAAAACCGUGACAUGGGGUGAUGGUGUAGCCAUGGUCAAGUCACAAUCGAAGGCGAAGCCGACGGCAAUACCAGGAGAGGUCAUGGAACGGCAACGAGAACGCAAGGGUAAGGGUACUUCGGGUCCAAGUGAUGUAGGGGUGCAGAUGUCCCUUAGUCUCGAGGACAAGCGGCGUGAGGAGAGGCGCCAGGCGGGCGACGCACGAGGAGCCGACGCAGCACAGUGGUAG
Phytophthora megakarya is the source of this 1170-nucleotide messenger RNA. NCBI's taxonomy places the organism in Eukaryota, Oomycota, Peronosporomycetes, Peronosporales, Peronosporaceae. The record is from the annotation of a GenBank genome assembly.